AUGAAAUUCGCAGUCAUCGUUCUCCUUGCUUUUGUUGCUGCCAUCCAUGCAGCUCCAACACAAGUUUCAGACAACAAUGUUGGGGACAUCGUCACCGUAGGAAUCAACGCAAAACUUGACAUCGACAGCAAAAUUGAUCAAGACAUCUUCAGCGUCAUCUUGGGAUUGAAAAAUUAUCAAAGAAUCACUGCUGACCUCCCAGACAUUAACCUUCCAACCCCAACUUCCAAUUUCAAAAUUACCCCAGAGAUGAUCGAAAAAUUCAAGGGAUUGAUGGCUCAAUAA
Molecule: messenger RNA, 285 nt
Organism: Clunio marinus
Lineage: Eukaryota; Metazoa; Arthropoda; Insecta; Diptera; Chironomidae
Source: the annotation of a GenBank genome assembly